GUAAACGAAAACUGUCAACGAUCUAGUAAUGGUUCGGUAAACCAUCAACCGUAACAAAAGCAGCAUUCGAAACGCUGCGACAAAGAUUAUUUCCAUGCACAGUAAAGCCUGUUACGAGGUGGUGGAACGUUUAUUGAAGUUUUCAAGAUUGUUGAACAUGAUGCUGCUACUGAUCAGAUGAGAAACAAACUUCGUCGCGAACUUACAGCAGAACUUAUUUCCAGCAAGACCAGAUGCAUAUAAUGCUAGAGUAACGUGACCCCCUCCCCCGAGAAAGUAUACGUGUACAUCAUCUGAAUUUACCGAAAGUAAUUUGUGAAAAUACAUACACCACACCCCACGGUUCAAUUGAUCGUUCGAACCGCGGGACUGACAUUUACAGACGGUGCGGUUUAAAAAGGCCAUCGUGAUCGAGGGGGGCCUCUCGUUGCCGUUACGAUCGGACACAAUUGUGGUUGAUUGUGGGCCGCCAUUCGUUAUUGUCGCUCAUUUAUCGCGUUGGAUCGGGUCAUUAGAAGCAAAAACUUGUGCCCGGUGCUUGUCUCGCGAAACAGCAAACACAGAACAGUUGGCAGAUUGGGUUGGUUCUGGUUUUGAACGAGCGAAGCAAGAACAAACCGUGUGCGCGGUUUAGUGUAAAGAAGUGAAAAGAAUCGGGAACCAACAGGUACACAUAUAGGAGCAAAAAAUGUCACAUCACAGCGAUGAUCAGCUGCUGCAGGCCGGCAGUGAUUCGUUUUGGGAGCUGAACAAUUACAAACGCACCACCAAGCGGAUAGAGGAUGGCUACAAAUUGUGUACGGAGCUGCAAACACUGAUCCAGGAGCGUGCCGAAAUUGAAAAAGCAUAUGCCAAAAAUUUGAAAGCAUGGUCAAAGAAAUGGGGCGAAUUGAUUGAGAAAGGACCAGAAUAUGGCACGACAGAAGCGGCCUGGAAAGGAAUGCUUACGGAGGCAGAACGUUUGUCCGAUCUGCAUCUAAAAAUUAAGGCAAGCCUUUGUUCCGAUGUAACACUUCAGAUUAAAGAAUGGCAAAAGGAUAACUAUCACAAGUCGAUGAUGCAAAUCAAGGAGCGCAAAGAAAUGGAAGAUCAAUUCAAACGGGCACAGAAACCAUGGGCAAAAUUACUAGGAAGUGCUGAAAAAGCGAAAGCAGAUUACCACGCGGCAUGCAAGAUGGAAAAAUCCGCAACCAACCAGGAACGGAAUGCCUCCAGUGAUUCUUCGAUGUCAAACGAUCAGCUAAAAAAGAUGCAAGAAAGGGUACAGAAGCUUAAGGACGAUGUAGCGAAGAGCCGCGAUCGAUACGAACAAACGCUUAACGAGAUCAAAGAGUAUAAUCCCGUGUACAUCGAAAGCAUGACGAACGUUUUCCGGAAGUGCCAAGAGAUGGAGGAAACUCGGUUGUGUUUCUUCAAAAAUGUACUGUUCUCGAUACACAAAUGUUUGAACAUUUCGGAAGAUCCGAGCUUGCCGCAAAUUUACAAAGAAUUCCACCACACGAUCAACAACGCCGACCACCAGAAGGAUCUCAAGUGGUGGUCCAAUAAUCACGGUGUCAACAUGGGUAUGAGCUGGCCAACGUUCGUGGAGUACACGGAAGAGUUCCGCGACAUUGCCAAGGGAAUCAAAUCCAAAGAAGCUUUACCCGCAGCGCCGAUCACGCUCAUUCAUCAGCGACCCGUGGCCGAAGAUUUGCAUGAAUAUCCGCCACCGCCGCCGGCUAAUAACAAUCGGCUACUUGGAGGAGGCAAUCGGAACAGUACGGCCCUCAGUAUUACCAAUUCGACUGGCAACAAUCGUACCACUCCGACACCGAAUAAUGAUUCACCCAAAUCGGAAACGGCUUCAACAAAAAAUGAACCAGCCAGUACACCUACCCGAACAUCGCCUGGACGCGCUGCACCCGGUGCAACGGUCGUCACCAAUGGUAACACCGGAACGAACGGUAAAGCGAACGAUAGCAAUCCUUUCGAAGAGGAAGAAGAGUGGGACGAGGGCGAUGGUAACGAUAAUCUGUUGGUGGACAAUGGUGAACCUGGCGUACCCGUGAAGGCACUGUACGAUUACGAAGGUGCGGAAAGUGAUGAGCUUACGUUCAAACAGGGUGAUUUAUUUGAAAAGCUAGAAGAUGAGGAUGAACAAGGCUGGUGUAAAGGACGAAAGGACGGGCGAGUAGGACUGUACCCGGCAAACUACGUGGAAGUGGUAGCGACGUAAGCGUCGGCAAACUUUUACAGCAAAUGAGGAAACGAAAAACAAAACCUUCCAAAGGGAAGGCAGGCAAUAUGUACAACGGUGAAAAUAUGAUAAGUGAACGUAGUCAAACCGAAGUACAAGCUGCUGGUAUGUUGGAUUUUAUUUGAUUACAUUUGGUAGUGAACGAAAACAACAAACAAACAAACAAACAAAAAAACCCAUAAACCAACAUCACAUUUAUAACGGUGAAGCAAAUAUGCACGUGGUUACAGUCUUUAAAAUUGAUAGAACGAGACAAACACAGAACAAACACGGGCAGCCAACAACGACGUGUUUUGGUUUGCUUUCAUCGCGGGUAGUUUUGAAGCAACGCGCCAUCGUUCUCUGGAACAACUAAGCUUAAAGGAUAAGAUCCGCAGAACCAAUAAUACACAUCUGAAGGACCUAUAAUGAAACUUUGGCCAAAAAGAAAAGGAAGUAUUUUUGUAUGUUGGAAAAUGUAGAUACUUCCACCGUGUCUGGGUUGCACGCACGUAGAAAUAGAGCCAUAGAGAGCCGGUGAAGGUGUUUAUUCGUACACUUAAAUACGUAGGUUUUUGCUCCUGGAAUACAAUUCGUAGAGUGGUGCCCCCUGUGUAGGUCCUUUUGGCGGCGUGUAUUGUUAAUCGUAGGAAAGGAAUAGUGUUUUGCAAAGCCAAUCAUGAAUCAUCAUGAUUAAUCUGUUAUUUACGUACACUUUAUCGUUUGUAUGUCGAUAAAGGGGUUUGAAGUGGUUUUAUUUUAUUAUUAUUUCCUUCCUGGUUGGAUCAUUUCUCGUUAGAAUGUACAGUUUUGAUGCUAGAAUUCAUAUGAACUAUUUGGUAAAACACACACACACCCACAUGAAACGAAAGUGGUGCGGUUGUGUUUGCCAUUAUGAACUUGCCUUUCGUACGGGUGUAUAGGUUUUUGACGUACUUUUGGAAGAUCCACCGGGAUCCGAAAGAUCCCGCCAAUGGAGCAGAUGAAGGGCCCGUUUUCCAUCACGUCCUUGAUGAAGCAAAAUGAAGGAUCGAAUGAGUUUAGUCAUAUCUACGUCUUUGUUUUGUUCAAUCAGUUGUUCCAUUUUAUAGUACUAUAUACGGUUUUUUAAAUAAAAGAAAGCAUCUAGAUUUAAGUAGAAAUUGAAGCAAUUCUAAGCAUCUGAAGCUCUGCAUUUAGAAAAUGAAUCGAACGAUUGCUGUUUUAUUACUGAUUCGGUGUGAACUGUCGUUUCCAAAAUACAGCAGGAAAAAAAAAGCGAAAAACAAAACAUUUAAAUCGACUGGGACGGCUCUGGGAAUUAAUAGAUUUUGCAUCCCUUUUCGGGAGGCAACAACAGCUCAAGGUAGAGAACAAUCAAUCUGUGCACCGUACUAAAUGUCGAGCUCUUGUAAUAGCGACACUAUACUCUACUGUAGAACACAUUCGUGUUACGGAACACGCGUAGACUAUUCCACCCAUAUGUACCGCAGAACACGAUCUACAGGGUUUUCAAAUCAAUUAGAAAAUAUCAUUUAGAAGAACUAUUUCCCACCUCUCACUCGCUACAAUACGACAUGGUAUGUACAUGAUUGGUUUUGUUUUUCUUGUAUUUACUCAGACUUUAUAAACUCAAGCAGCUUGUUACAAACCCCGAAAAGAAACGAAAACAAUUAGCAAUGUGUUUUAUAUAGGGCAAAUAUUUUUCUGCACUGAAUAAUACCGAUCAUCAUGCGGAAUAGUUCAACCAUAGUCGGAUGUUUGUAACGCAAAAAGGCGUUGUGAUUUUUAUUUUCACAUUUUCUACUGUACAGUUUUCAGAGCAAAACAAGGUUUUGUUGCACGUUUUGUGUGGUACAAACACAUUGAAAUGCUGUUUUGCGAUUACAAACCGAAGGAAAGGUGAAACUGUUGACAAGAAAACAUAAAGCGAAACAGAAGAACACGCAGAUACGAUCAGUAAGUUGGAACGGAUGGGGAAAAAAGUAAACGCAUUAGUAAUAACAGUUGAAGUAGUGUGAUAGUGAACAUAAAGGAUAACACACUGCAUACAGAUCGUUAACGAAUGAAUGAAUGGUUGAAAUGUAAGCAAAAGAACAUGUUGUGUAUUAUAUUAAGUUUGAGGAAAUAUAUGUAAAGAAGUAAUAACAA
Anopheles funestus (African malaria mosquito) is the source of this 4348-nucleotide messenger RNA. It is a transcript of the gene Synd, whose product is annotated as protein kinase C and casein kinase substrate in neurons protein 1. Gene Ontology annotation, biological process: plasma membrane tubulation; cytoskeleton organization; regulation of endocytosis. The record is from RefSeq and is a predicted model, not a curated record. Bases 689 to 2218 code for a protein of 509 amino acids. NCBI's taxonomy places the organism in Eukaryota, Metazoa, Arthropoda, Insecta, Diptera, Culicidae. Gene Ontology annotation, cellular component: plasma membrane; endosome; cytoplasm. The transcript is spliced from 11 exons. Gene Ontology annotation, molecular function: phospholipid binding; protein binding.